UAGUUUUAUUUAUUUUUGCCUAAAGUGGCGCAUAAACAUAGUGUACGGGGCGCUGUACUUAUUCUCUAAGUUCUAUGGAAUGAUAAAGGGGCGCAAAUUUCCGGUCAAAAAUAUUGCACGGAACGGUAUACAUGUGCUCCAAGUUCUUUGGAAUGAAUCUGCACCUUACACGCUUGGAACAAAUGAGUAACAGAAAGCAGGAGUUCAAAGGGCGGCCAUUAAUGAAGUGAAGCAAAGCAUUCUCUGAGGAUUCGAACGACUGAUCCAGCGGAAUGACAUCAGAAGCGCAGCAAAAGCAGAGCCAAGGCAUGAAACCCUACAAGCUGAAAUACACUCUAACAGGCCACAAGCGUGCGAUAUCGAGCGUUAAGUUCUCGGAAGACGGUAAAUACUUAGCCAGCUCUUCGGCGGACAAAACCGUUAGAGUAUGGUCUGCCAUUGACGGGAGCUUUUUAACGGAGCUCGUCGGGCACACAGAGGGCGUUUCGGACUUGGCAUGGUCGGGAGAUUCAUCUUACAUUUGCACUGCCUCUGACGACAAAACCCUAAAAAUAUUCGAUGCGCACAAGGCGGGAGAGUGCAUUAAAACCCUUAAAGGCCACACAAAUUACGUUUUUUGUGUUAGCUUUAACCCGCAGUCAAAUUUAUUGGUGUCAGGGUCAUUCGACGAGACCGUCAGAAUAUGGGACGUCAAGACGGGGAAAUGCUUGAAGGUUUUGCCGGCGCACUCCGACCCCGUCACGGCUGUCAAUUUUAACCGCCAAGGAGGGUUGAUUGUGUCGAGCAGUUAUGAUGGGCUGUGCAGGAUUUGGGACUCUGCAACGGGGCACUGCUUGAAGACGUUGAUUGAUGAGGAUAAUCCGCCGGUUUCCUUUGUUAAAUUCGCGCCGAAUGGCGAGUUCAUUCUCGCCGGAACACUCGACGAUACACUGUUUUCAGCUCUCAAAUGCGAUUGGGUGUGCUUUUUGGGUGAGGACUGCAUCAAUACCUUCUCCAAAUGCAUCACAUUGAACAACAAAAGAGGCUCUGGAAUUUCUCAACUGGGAAGUUUUUGAAAACAUACAAAGGUCACACCAACAAGAAAUUCUGUAUAUCCUCCACUUUUUCUGUAACAAAUGGAAAAUAUGUUGUAAGUGGGUCAGAGGACAAUUGUGUGUAUAUGUGGGAUCUUCAAACAAGAAAUAUAGUUCAAAAGUUGGAAGGCCAUACCGAUACUGUUAUUUCAGUAUCCUGUCAUCCAACAGAAAACAAAAUUGCUUCUGGUGCAUUGGAAAAUGAUAAGACUGUAAAGGUUUGGGUUCAAGACAACUAAAAAGAAUUCUUAUGGUGUCGAUUGUGUUAAUUGUGUGACUUUUACAUCUUCUGUAGGCAUGUAUUUUAAGCGGUUCAGAGGAAAAUUGUGUAUAUUCUUGUCCAGGAGAGAGAAGGUGUUAUUUUGAAGUUGCAUUCAUGCUAUGUUUUCCUCCUGUUUAUUAAUAUCGACUAGAACUUAUUAUUACUUUGUGCCAUUUCUUUAGAAAAUCAAAUUUCCAAUAUUGUUGCA
Messenger RNA from Cryptomeria japonica (Japanese cedar), 1543 nucleotides. RefSeq lists its product as uncharacterized. Gene Ontology annotation, molecular function: histone binding. Gene Ontology annotation, biological process: retrograde vesicle-mediated transport, Golgi to endoplasmic reticulum; intracellular protein transport; intra-Golgi vesicle-mediated transport. The record is from RefSeq and is a predicted model, not a curated record. Gene Ontology annotation, cellular component: Set1C/COMPASS complex; COPI vesicle coat. Lineage: Eukaryota; Viridiplantae; Streptophyta; Pinopsida; Cupressales; Cupressaceae. Bases 273 to 1055 code for a protein of 260 amino acids. The transcript has 3 exons.